UGUGGUCGUGUGGUUGGUAUUACUGGUUCACCGAUUUAUAAACCUAUAAACAUAACCUUGUUAUUUUGAAACAUUCACAUUCCAAAAACACUAUUAAAAAAAAAAUGGAAGAAAUUACAGACGACGAACUGGAAAAUGUAGAAUCCAAAUGUUCGCUUUUAUUUAAGAAAGUGAAGAAAUUGGAAAGAGAACUUGACGAAACCAAAAAAGAAUAUACUAAGAUGUCGGCUAAGCUUAAAGAGUUAAAAAGAGCGCGUUGUGACCAGGAAAAUAAGCAGAAAAUCCAAGAAACUAGCCGGAGUCUAGACAGAGAGUGGAUAGAUCGUGAAUUUGAGUGGUCAAACACAUUACGACAACUCUUGAAAGACAAAUUCGGUUUUGAUACCUUUCGCCCCAAACAACUGGCAGCAAUUAAUGCCACACUUUCAAAGAAAGACGUUCUUCUUGUGAUGCCGACAGGUGGUGGGAAGUCGUUGGUGUACCAGCUACCAGCCCUUGUUGAAUCAGGAUUUUCACUUGUAGUGUCUCCUUUAAUUUCACUAAUAGAAGACCAGUUAAUUGGUUUAAAAAAAAUUGGCAUUAAGGCAGCCACUAUUCACGCGAGCACUUCGAAGGAGGAAGUGAAGACUAUUUAUGAACAAAUGCUUGAGAAAAAGUCUUCGUUGAAGUUGUUGUAUGUUACUCCUGAAUGGCUUGCAAAAAGUAAACGAUUUAUGUCAAAUUUGAAAAAGGCGUAUGAAACUAACAGGAUAUCUAGGGUGGCAAUUGACGAAGUUCACUGUUGCUCUACGUGGGGACAUGAUUUUCGGCCUGAUUAUGGAUAUUUAGGACUACUUAGACCAAUGUUAGCUAGAGUUCCUUUUCUGGGUUUAACUGCCACAGCUACAAUGACUGUAUUAACGGAUGUACAAACAAUGUUGAGUUUAGAAAACUGUAUGAUAAUUACAGCUCCAUUUAAUAGACCAAAUUUAUUUUAUAAAGUGCUGCCUAAGCCCUCAUCAAAAGAUGCAAUAUUGGAUUAUCUGGAAAAGUUGUUAAAAGAAGAGUACAACAACCAAACUGGAAUUAUAUAUACAACUACUAUUAGUGAAAGUACUAAUUUAGCUGUAGAGUUGAAAAAUAGGGGUCUCAAAGUAGCCCCAUAUCAUGCACAACUCGAGCCUCACCAAAAAAAGGAAAUCCACAGAAAAUGGUUGGAGAAGAUUUAUCAAGUGGUAGUAGCUACUAUUGCUUUUGGAAUGGGAAUCGAUAAACCAGACGUUCGUUUUGUUAUUCAUCAUGCAAUCCCAAGAAGCAUGGAGAGCCUGUACCAAGAGAGCGGUAGAGCUGGAAGAGAUAGCAAAAAUGCAGAUUGUAUAGUUCUGUUCAGUUUAAAUGACUACUUAAAAAUCCUAACAAUGGUUUCUUCAGUCAUGGAAGAAAAAAAAGCCUUACUAACUCUGGAGUAUUGCUUAGAUCAAACAAGAUGUAGGCGUUCCAUAAUAGCGACACAUUUUGAAGAAGUCUGGGACAAAAGUCACUGUAACAAAAUGUGUGACCAUUGCAGUACCGGCAAUACUGAUUUUGUAUACUACGAUUUAACAAGCAUCUGCGUUGAUGUUCAUCAGUUGAUAGAACAGGCAACGUCAAACGAUGAGAAGCUGACUCUGAAUAAAUUACUCGAUGGUUGGUUUCAAACAGGUCCAAAAAAACUAAGAAUCUCUAAUUUGAAGGUACCAAAAAUGUCUAGGCAACAAGCAGAAGUGGUUUUAGCCUACUUGUUAAUGAAAAAAUAUUUAGCGAUUGAUAAAGGAUACAAUACGUAUUCUACAAUUGCGUACAUCGUGAAAGGUAAAAUGGUGCACGCUGAAAAAAUUGAAAUGUUGUCAGCUGGAAAAUAUGUAGGAAUUCCUAAGAAAUAUCUGGAGAAAGAACGUGAAGAAGAUGAACUUCCAAGGAAAAGGAAAAAAGUUGAUUAAACUCUUUUUUGUAUUUUAAAAAAUGUAAUUUAUUUUUUCAAAUAAAAGUAACACGUGACAGCUGAUGACACGUGGUUA
Messenger RNA from Zophobas morio, 2036 nucleotides. Its product is annotated as ATP-dependent DNA helicase Q1-like. Lineage: Eukaryota; Metazoa; Arthropoda; Insecta; Coleoptera; Tenebrionidae. The coding region runs from base 105 to 1958 and encodes 617 amino acids. Gene Ontology annotation, biological process: double-strand break repair via homologous recombination. The transcript is spliced from 4 exons. The record is from RefSeq and is a predicted model, not a curated record. Gene Ontology annotation, molecular function: nucleic acid binding; 3'-5' DNA helicase activity; four-way junction helicase activity. Gene Ontology annotation, cellular component: chromosome; cytoplasm.